CCUCGAUCAUCAACCAGUCAAACUUCAGAAUAAUAAUCUCCAAUAACCACCACCAAACACUACGCUACCGACACAACUAUAUCUCGCAUUCACGACCGCACCACAUUCACGAUGCGCGACAAUCGCACGCACCCGCUGCUCCAGCAACUCCCUCUAACCGUCUCCCCCUUCGUCAACCUCCCCACCGCCACCACCCUCCCCUACCGCUACAAACCAAUGCCAUCCACCCUGCCCCCCUCCACAACAGGCAUCACCGCAACAACAACAGCAUCCACAACCAACCCGGAAGAUUCCGCCCCCGGCGGCAGCAACAACAACAACACCACCGACCCCACCUCCGCACGCCCCACCAGCAGCAACCACCGCCAGCAAAAACCGCGAUACGUCGUCUCCGCCUCGGGCCACGCCGCGCACCCGGACGAGAUCCUGGCCUCGUGCCGCGCCCUGCACGCCCACGUCGCCCAGAUGUGUGCCGCGGCCGAGGCCGACGUCGCGCGCGUCGACGCCCGCAUCCGCGCCGAGGAGCUCGCCGAGAAGAGGCGCGUUGCGCCCGGGUGGUUGGAUAGCGAGGCGAGGUUGCUGGAGCCGGAGCGUCCUGCUGGGUCAACUGGGGCGGCUGCGAGUGGGGGUGAGGGUGGGGGGUUGAUGGAGGCGGGGGAUGGGCUGCUGCAGGGUGGUGGCUACGUGUGGGGUGGUCGUGGGCAAGGGGAGAUGCUAUUGCAGCAGCCUGUGAGGGGGGUUGGGGAGGCUUAUGGGGCUGGGAAUGGGUCUGGAGUAAAUGGGCCGCCUGGGAGUGGGUAUGGUGAUGGGCAUGGGCAUGGGAGGGGAGGGGCGAGUGAGAUGGCGGUGCCGGACGAAGGGGAGGAGUUGGAUAGGGCGUUUGGGAAGCUGGAGAUGGGGCAGUGAGGGACGAACUGAUGAUGAGUUCGUCAUGGAAGGGAAGGCCCCCGCUUUUGUUACGUUGAUGGACAGCCAGAAGACCGAAAUCAGUGUCCAGAUUUUCAGUGCUGAAAGAUUGUCCGCACAAACUAACUUCAGGGUCACUGAGACUCGGUGUGCGGCAACUCAUUUGGUGGAGUGACCAACUAGCCCGCAAAACUGGCUACAGCGGAGGCAUGAGAGGCAGAAUCUUCACUGACAUCCCACGACUCACCCAAGCUCCAGUCGCGCCCACCUCGCUCCUGCUCCUGCACACCAGCAUCAAGCUAUCCACCCAAUACCCAGACCCUUCCACGGCCGGAGCUCGUCUUGGCUCCAUACCGAGCCUAUUCACGCCUCGCACGGAUCCUGCAUACAGAGGGCUGCACCUGUGCCAUAGGCACUGUCAGCUGCCGCACAAACGUGGCUAAAAUGUCCUGUCGUUCCUCAAACAUCCACCUCAAGACAUCGGACCCCUCGGC
Molecule: messenger RNA, 1400 nt
Organism: Chaetomium fimeti
Lineage: Eukaryota; Fungi; Ascomycota; Sordariomycetes; Sordariales; Chaetomiaceae
Exons: 2
Coding region: 112-906 (264 amino acids)
Source: RefSeq, a predicted model, not a curated record